UGGACCAAUGAGCGAGCAGCUCUACACACUCUGCGCUCUGAUUGGGUGCCUGGUUUUCUCCUGUGCAGCGGACUCAGGGGUGUGUGGGACAUCUUUGCCUGCUGUGGUCCGGAUUUUCAACUUCAGAUCCAGUGAUUAAGAUGGAGGUCAGACCUCUGUUCAUGUGCUUUGCGCUGUGCGUGGUCUACGCCACCAGCAAGCCCACAGAGAAGAAGGACCGUGUGCACCAUGAGGCACCACUGAGCAGCAAGGAGCACAACGAUGCUGAAAACUUUGACUAUGACCAUGACGCUUUCCUUGGAGAAGACGUGGCCAAAUCCUUUGAUGACCUAACCCCGGAAGAGAGCAAGGAGAGACUCGGCAAAAUUGUGGAUAAGAUAGAUGCUGAUCAGGAUGGCUUUGUGACAGAGGAAGAGCUUAAGGAAUGGAUUAAAAAAGCCCAGAAGAAGUACAUCUAUGACAACGUGGACAGACAGUGGAAGGAUUUCGACAUGAACAACGAUGGCAAGAUCUCUUGGGAUGAGUACAAGAACGUCACAUACGGCACCUACCUCGAUGACCCCGAGCCGGACGAUGGCUACAACUACAAGCAGAUGAUGGCCAGAGAUGAGCGACGUUUUAAGAUGGCAGACAGAAAUAGUGACAGUAUUGCAGACAAAGAGGAGUUCACUGCUUUCCUUCAUCCUGAGGAGUAUGAACACAUGAAAGAGAUUGUGGUGCUGGAAACAAUGGAGGACAUUGAUAAGAAUGGGGAUGGAUUUAUUGAUCUGGAAGAGUACAUUGGUGAUAUGUACAACCAUGAAGAUGAAAUGGAUGAACCAGAAUGGGUAGCUACAGAGCGCGAGCAGUUCUCUGAAUUCAGAGACAAGAACAAGGACGGAAAGAUGGACAAAGAGGAGACAAUGGACUGGAUCCUGCCUGCUGACUAUGACCAUGCUGAAGCCGAGGCCAAGCACCUGGUCUACGAGUCUGAUUCCAACAAGGAUGGCAAACUGACCAAAGAGGAAAUAAUCAACAAGUAUGACUUGUUUGUGGGAAGUCAAGCCACUGACUUUGGUGAAGCAUUAGUACGACAUGAUGAGUUUUAGAUAUUUUUUUUGUAGUUGAAUAGCUAAGAACUUUUUAACUUGAGCUGGUAAGUAAUAUAAUUUAUUUUAUAUGGCAUAAUUUUUCAACACUAAAGCAUCAGAUAGCACAGAAUAAUACUGUUUGUUGUUUGUUGUGCACUCACAUUUAUACUUCCUUUUAUUUUUUUUACAUUUGUUUCUGGUUGUUGUUAUUUUUGGAAAUGGGAGAUUUUGCUUCAGUCUUGGAUUUAUGGCUUCUAUAUUCCAUAAUUUCAAUGUAUUAACUACCAUACAUGUGUAUACAUGUUCAUAUUACAAAGAAGUAAUAUUGUAUAUUGAUUUGUACUGUAUAGAGGCACGACUGUCAUAGGUGCACUCUGGGGCUGUUCACUGUUAUUCUCCGAAAGCAGUGAGUGGAAUUUUUGGAAAGUGUCCAUGUCACACUAAUGCUACAAAAGACCAUGUUCAGGCUGUACUCAUAUGUAUCUAAUGAUUUCCUCUACCAUCUGCAUCCUUGAAUAUUUCAUGAGAUGGCCCCUGUGUUAUUCAGAUAUUUUCUCCUUGUUGCAAUUCGUGCCUUUCAUUCUGCUCACUUGGUAUCCAGUUUGUAAAAAGGGAACUGGAUAUAACCCACCCUGUACUGUUCUGUUACUGUCACCCCUGAGGAAAUGUAUGGCAAGGUUGGUAUUUGGAUUAGCAACUGGUUCAAUUUUUUGAGUUGAAUCCAAAGAUAAUGUGUUCAGAUAAACUCAGAGCUGCUGUAGAACCUUCACUAGCUUCUUACUUGAGUUUAGAUUGUUAAAGGAGCCACAGAGACGAGUUGCAUCCCUUGCUGCUUUUUUGGCUCAUUCAGGCCCUGAUUACGCUUAUGUCCUAUGAGCGUAAUCACUGUAUUUCAUUUCAGUUCUGUAUGUAUUGUGGUUUCUCGCAAAUGAGGAGUUUUUAUAUCCUGUAUGAGCACCUAACAUUUCAAAUGAUCUCUAAACUGUUUCUCAGUAAAACAUCAAUGAGUACACA
This is a messenger RNA of Colossoma macropomum (tambaqui), 2084 nucleotides long. RefSeq names its product calumenin a (gene calua). Gene Ontology annotation, cellular component: endoplasmic reticulum. Gene Ontology annotation, molecular function: calcium ion binding. The record is from RefSeq and is a predicted model, not a curated record. The coding region runs from base 141 to 1088 and encodes 315 amino acids. The transcript has 7 exons. Lineage: Eukaryota; Metazoa; Chordata; Actinopteri; Characiformes; Serrasalmidae.